Molecule: messenger RNA, 1515 nt
Organism: Rhizophagus irregularis DAOM 181602=DAOM 197198
Lineage: Eukaryota; Fungi; Glomeromycota; Glomeromycetes; Glomerales; Glomeraceae
Source: RefSeq, a predicted model, not a curated record
AUGUCGUGUUCAAAAAUAUUUUCAGGAGAUUUACCUGAAUUAACAUAUGAAGUUAUAAAAUAUUUUCAAAAUGAUUAUUCAACUUUAUAUUCAUGCAUUUUAGUUAACAGAUUAUGGUGUCGUUUAGCAAUUCCAUUAUUAUGGGAAAAUCCUUUUUCAAUUCUUACUAAAAACUAUAAUUUUAUUGAAAUUUACUUACAUAAUUUGAAUGAUGAUCUUAAAACGAAAUUAAAUGAAUUUAAAAUUAUUGAUAAUUCGUUACCUUCGAAUACACUGUUUAAUUAUCCUAAGUUUUUAAAAUAUUUGAAUACACAUAAUUUUAUUUUUUUUGUUGAGAAAUGGUUGAAAUAUUAUUCAAGAUCUUAUAAUAGAUUAGGUGAUGUAUAUGUAUUAUUGUUAACAAUAUUUAUUGAAAAUGAAGUAAAUUUGCAUACCCUUGAAAUUGAGAUCUCAUGUGAUUAUUAUAACUCAUUUUUCGAUAAGAUUCUUGAAUCAAUUUUACAAAGUACAAAUUUUAUUCACAGUAUUAUAAAUUUGAAACUUUAUAUCAAUAAUUAUAAUGAAAAUACGGUAAGAAAUCGUAUAUUACCUCUAAUUCAUUCACAUCAAAAUCUUAAGAAAAUUAUGAUAGGGGAUUAUUAUCUAUCUUUAUAUCAAUCAUUAUUAUUAUUAAAAGAAUAUAACUGUUCAAAUACCUUAAAUACAAUUACUUUCUAUGGUACUAAUUUUAAAGAUAUAAUUAAUCUUGAUAAAGUAUUUGAACAAUUGAAUGUUUUAGAAUCUGUUCAUAUCUUUCAUUGUUCUUCUUUAAAUACUAGUUUUACUCAACAAAUUAUUAAUUUAACUAAACCAUUUAAAUUGAAAUCUUUAUUUAUAAGUGAAAUAUCACAAAUUGAAUCAUUCCAAUUAUUAUUACAAAAAUCUGGCGAUUAUUUAGAAAAUGUUGGGUUUAGUUCUAAUUUUAAUCUAUCACUAGUAUUAAAACAACAAUUAGUAGAAUUAUUUAUAAAAUAUUGUAAAAAUAUUAAAUUUCUUGAUUUUUGUGGGUUUGGAAGUCAGAUUCUUACUUAUCAAGUAUUAAAUUUAAUUGAAAAUAUUAAACAAAAUCUUAAUUAUCUUACAAUUUAUAUAUGGUAUGAUAAUACUGCUGAAACUGAGUGUAGUUCAAUCGUAUUACAAAAUUUAGGACAAAUCCUUCCUUCUAAAUUAGAAUAUUUAUGUUUAUGUCUUCUUCACAUUAAAGCAAAUGAUUUCGAAAUAUUUCUAAAAAAUUCUAAAGAUACUUUUAUUAAGAAAUUAUUGAUCUGUAACAAUGAAGGUCAAGAUAUUUUACCCUGUAUAAAAAAAUAUAUCAUGAAAAAGAAAAGAGCAAAGUAUUUGGCAAUUUAUUCUUCUUUUGAUAAGAUUAAGGAAUUGUUUUCAUUAAAAGAUGAAGUAAAGGAAUUUGAAUUGUAUAAUAUUAAAGUGCAAAGUUAUGAAAGCUCAGAGAUUUGCAUAAGUGAUUUUAUUAAUUAA